CCUGAUCGCUCGCGCAUGCGACGCAAAAUAUCAGACGCAGCGGAUGGUCGGAACAACCAUGGUGGUCGACAUGGAGCUACAAGAAGCUAAAGCCGCGGUAUUUGAGCUGAUGAAAGAAAAAGACAAGAUCGAAUCCGAACUGCGAACGCUAAAGGAGAUCUUGGACAGCAAUCAUGUCGACAUGAGCGAACCAUUGGUGGACUCUGAGCAAUAUCCUAGACAGGAUAUCGACGUUUAUCAAGUGAGACGUGCGAGACACGACGUAAUAUGUCUUACAAAUGAUCACAAGGCAUUGAUGACAAAGAUUGAGGAGGGUCUACACAAAGUUCACACUUUAAUGAAGGCAAGCGAUGUACAACAGGCUGCAAUUGAUGUAAUUGAUGACACAAACAGUUGUGAGACAGAAACAUCAGAGCCUUUUCUUAGAGUGAAUUUAGUUUCACCUGGUUCACCAGCAGAAAGUGCAGGACUUCAAGUGGGAGAUCUUAUACUGGAAUUCGGAUCGAUUCGUUACCGAAACUUCAAGACUUUAACAGACAUUAAAAGGCUGGCAGAAAACAGCAAAUUCAGAGCAAUCAAUGUAAAGAUAAAACGCAAGUCAGAUAUCACAGUUUUGUCCUUGACUCCACGUCCUUGGACUGGUGAAGGUCUCUUGGGUUGCAGCGUAAUACCUCUCGAAGCAGUUGAGAGAUAAAGUUACGUUGGGAAGUGAUAUAUCAAGAGCUAUAAACUGUUUAUGUGUACCUGCCUUAUUUAUCAAUAAAUGUAUCUUUGCUAAAAUUAUUAGUUUA
Odontomachus brunneus is the source of this 791-nucleotide messenger RNA. RefSeq names its product 26S proteasome non-ATPase regulatory subunit 9. Gene Ontology annotation, cellular component: cytoplasm; nucleus. Gene Ontology annotation, biological process: proteasome regulatory particle assembly. Gene Ontology annotation, molecular function: protein binding. The record is from RefSeq and is a predicted model, not a curated record. NCBI's taxonomy places the organism in Eukaryota, Metazoa, Arthropoda, Insecta, Hymenoptera, Formicidae. The transcript is spliced from 4 exons. Bases 44 to 694 code for a protein of 216 amino acids.